AAACCAUGGACAAAGAAUCCGACCAACACACACAGACACGCGCGCCCGAUGAAAACUUAAGACCUGUUGAUAAAACAGGCCGCGUGUGUCCCAGCGCGAAGAUUCCCAGGAAAUAUCAGAGCCCGGGGAUCCUGAUUCCUCCUCUAUAUGACUUAGCUCCACCUAUAACUGCGUGUCUGUGUGUGUUCUUGUGAGAGAGAGAGAAAGAGAGUAAUGAAGAAGAUGGCGGGGGGAUGGCGGCUGCUGGCUGCAGAUUUCUUGAUGUCGUUCAUGUGGGUUUGGUCAAGCGUGCUUAACAAGAUCUUUGUGCAUAGAAUCUUGGGUUAUGGGGCUCAUGAAUUUGAGGGCGAAAUCGUCAGAUACGCUGUGUCUCUCCUUAACAUGUUCUUCUUCACAUUCAUGUGCAAGGCCGCCAGGGGUGGCCACUACAAUCCUCUUACCCUUUUGUCCGCCGCGAUUUCUGGGGAUUUUUCCAAUUUCCUCUUCGUUCUUGGCGCCAGAAUCCCUACCCAGGUCGUUGGGUCGAUUUAUGGGGUUAGGCUCAUCCUCGACACAUUUCCUGGAAUAGGACGCGGGCCACGCUUGAGCGUUGACAUAGCGAAGGGUGCAUUGACUGAAGGUCUUCUAACAUUCACCAUCGUGAUAAUUUCGCUUGGGUUGUCUAGAAAGGUUAUUUAUAGUUUCUUCAUGAACACUUGGAUUUCCAGUGUAUCCAAGCUUACUCUUCACAUACUGGGCUCCGACCUAACUGGUGGUUGCAUGAAUCCGGCCUCUGUGAUGGGGUGGGCUUUUGCUAAUGGAGAACAUAUCACCAAGGAGCAUUUGAUCGUUUACUGGCUUGCUCCCAUCGAGGGCACUUUGGCGGCAGUUUGGGUGUUUCGAAUACUAGCCGGGCCUAAGGAGGACAAGACCAUAGCUGCUAAGAAGGACGACACCCCACAGCUGAAGACUGAAAAAUUAAAUUGAUAAGAUUCUUCAUGGCUUGUUGUAUAUUAGAUGCAAGAAUUCCAGUGUUGUUGAACUUGUAAAGUUGUUCAUAGAUCAAGAAUGGUUCACUUCAGAUAUUGUUGUACUUGGUUCUCGGUCAUGAUUUCAUACUUUUCCCUCUGUCUAACAUGUA
Molecule: messenger RNA, 1120 nt
Organism: Sesamum indicum (sesame)
Lineage: Eukaryota; Viridiplantae; Streptophyta; Magnoliopsida; Lamiales; Pedaliaceae
Gene: SIP2;1
Product: small and basic intrinsic protein 2;1
Biological process (GO): transmembrane transport
Cellular component (GO): membrane
Molecular function (GO): channel activity
Source: RefSeq, a predicted model, not a curated record